AUGUUUAUACAAAGAAAAAUGAACAACCAUCCUUUGAAUUUCCAACCAAUAUUAAUUUCUCAUCCGAUGACUAGAGAUAGCACAACGCAAAAAAAUAUGACGGGUAAAGAUUUCACCCCAACUCAUGCAGAAUUUGUCAAAGAAGAGAACAAGCCUGAUUUGCAUUCUAUUCCGGUGGGCUCGCCGAACGUUAUUCUACCACAAAUUCAGCUCCCAAAGAUUGCAACACUCGAAGAGCCAGCAUUUGAAAGCAGAACAGGCUCGAUAACGGAUCAGUCUGCCAGGAGAAAUUCGGUCAACGUAGGGACCUUGUGUGACGAUGCUCCGAACUUUUCUGGCCCACAUGUCCCAAGGCCGGUGGCCGUCCAAAAUCUAAUUCCUCCAUCUUUACCAAGAUUGAACGCGUAUCAAUUUAGGCCCCAACUCAUAGAUGGUAAUUCAAACUUCCAAUUCAACCCUAACCACUAUACUCCCGCAUCUGUCCCACCUCAUACAUCAUACGAACCCUCCUACACUACAGCAUCUACGUUCGCCAACUUACCUGCGGCUUCUUAUUUUCCUUCAAACAGCACACCAACAACAAGAAAAAAUAGCACUACUAUGAACUCUCUUACUGAAGAAGCACGUCGUGUCUCUGUUUCUCUUUCUGAACCGGUAUACAACGAAGGUGAAAAAUAUAAUCUUGAUGGUCAAUUAAUUGGUAAGACAGGUAAGCCGCUAAGAAAUACAAAGAGAGCCGCGCAAAACAGAAGUGCCCAAAAGGCAUUCAGACAUCGUCGUGAAAAAUACAUCAAGAAUCUUGAAGAAAAAUCUAAAAUAUUUGACGGCCUGGUGAAAGAAAAUGACGAACUGAAAAAAAUUAUUGAUUUACUAAAAGCAAAAUUAAAUGAAGAAAAACAAGGAUGA
Messenger RNA from Saccharomyces eubayanus, 906 nucleotides. It is a transcript of the gene CIN5, whose product is annotated as Cin5p. Gene Ontology annotation, molecular function: transcription cis-regulatory region binding; DNA-binding transcription activator activity, RNA polymerase II-specific. The record is from RefSeq and is a predicted model, not a curated record. The transcript has a single exon. NCBI's taxonomy places the organism in Eukaryota, Fungi, Ascomycota, Saccharomycetes, Saccharomycetales, Saccharomycetaceae. Gene Ontology annotation, cellular component: RNA polymerase II transcription regulator complex. Bases 1 to 906 code for a protein of 301 amino acids.